UACAAGUAAAUAACAAGUUAAGGAAUCUACAAAUUCUAUUUUUUAGCUUGUUGUAUCAAUCACAGAGGUUACAGAAUGAAAACAGUGGGCAUGUUCCAGGCCAAAAACAGAGAAUGUGGCAGCUUACACAGCCAAAAACAGAGAAUGCCCAUGCACGGGCUAAAAAAACAGAGAUUGCCCAUGCCAAAAACAGGGCAUGCUCGGCCAGCUUACACAGCCGAUUUCCUCAUGGGCUCGGGUAGGGCAUGGCGCCCCUCAGAAAUCCCUAACCACCGUCAUGCGCAGGGUCCUCCUCCCCCCGUCCGAUGUCCACACGGCAGCAUCUAGGGUUCCAGGGGGCACGGGACUUGGUGGCGCCAUGGAAGAAAAGCGGGGUAGAGAAGGGAGAGGAGGGAAGAAGGAGGCAGAGAAGGGAGAGCGCGCAGCAGCUUACCAGCGCCGCCACCGGUUGCCUCCACGACGAGGGAGUCGCCUCGAGCGGAACAGAGCCAAGAUGAACGGAGCCGAGCGAAGCGGUCUGGAUCUGCUUCUCGAUCUCCUUCACCUGUUAAAGCAAGAUCUGGACCAUGCGACUGUCUGGGGAUUGCAUUGGUAGGAUUUUGGAACGUUCAGAAUCAAAGGAUGUCUUUGGGCAUUGGAUAGUUCUGCUGGAUUGUGAUGUUACUGUAUGGAAAGUGGAGUACAACCAGCGAUAGGAAGGCUGGCACUAAGCAUAUAUGGGAUCGAUUCUGUGGUAUAUUUGUAUUGUAUUACUGUUGACUUGAGCACUUGUAUUCUCAAAUAUGCACUUUGGCCCGGUCUCGCAUAUAAACCUUGGCUUGAAUGCUUAGUAGAUUUUACCUGUUGGAUCAAAACCAUCAACCCAUAGUGUCUACUUUUCCAUUUACCAUAAACCUGUUGAAAAAUAAAGGCUUGUAAUUUGCAAAUUUAUUUUGUGGUGCAAAAGACAUGGGCGGUGGGGCAAGGGUGAGAAUCUGCCCAGU
Molecule: messenger RNA, 983 nt
Organism: Hordeum vulgare subsp. vulgare (domesticated barley)
Lineage: Eukaryota; Viridiplantae; Streptophyta; Magnoliopsida; Poales; Poaceae
Exons: 3
Coding region: 197-595 (132 amino acids)
Source: RefSeq, a predicted model, not a curated record